Striga asiatica is the source of this 1056-nucleotide messenger RNA. Lineage: Eukaryota; Viridiplantae; Streptophyta; Magnoliopsida; Lamiales; Orobanchaceae. The record is from the annotation of a GenBank genome assembly.
AUGGCCUCACCAAAAUACAACCCAGAUUUCCCAGGAGACGUCAGGAUCUCAGAUACGUAUCCUCGGCCACCGCUUCGAAUAGCAGCUCCGGCCGCCGUAUCCUUCAAGGUAGAGCAGCCGGACUCGGCAGACAGCAAGCUAGCGCACUCUGGAGGAAAUAUUCCCCCGCCGCUUCCCCCUCCGACGAUGAAGCGUUCCUCCACCAAGGACCGCCACACCAAGGUGGAGGGGCGCGGCCGGAGGAUACGGAUGCCGGCGACCUGCGCCGCCAGGGUCUUCCAGCUGACCCGCGAACUCGGCCACAAGUCCGACGGCGAGACCAUCCGCUGGCUGCUCGAGCAGGCCGAGCCCGCCAUCAUCGCCGCCACCGGCACUGGCACCGUCCCCGCCAUCGCCACGUCGGUCAACGGGACCCUCAAGAUCCCCACCUCCGCCGCCGCUAGCACCCCCGCGCCCGCCGCCGCGUCCUUCUCCACCUCCGCCGUCUCCGACGACGACCCGGCGACCCGCAAGCGCAAGCUCAUCGACGUGAACGCGGCCGUUUCUCACGCGCCACCCCCAUCAACCGCCGCCCGCGGCGGCAAUUACUUCUCCAUGGCGACCGGUAAUAACUCCGCCAUUAUCUCCGGCAACAACGCCACUGUCACGGCUCCGUUAAUGUCGGUGGUCCCCAUCCCCGCCAUGUGGGCCAUCCCGGCCGCCGUGACGUCGUCGAGCCCAAACGCGCCCCCGACGCCGACGUUCCUCAUCAUCCCGACGAACCAUAACACGCAGGUCCUGGCCAUCCAGCCGGCGGCCCUGAGCGGGGCGGCGCCGGCGGUGGUCAACUUUCCCUUCGCCGCCGCUGCGGCCAUGCAGCAGCCCUCCGUCAGCGGCGUCACCGUCGCGCAGCACGUGACCCAGAUCAACAUGCAGUCGUUUCAGAGCUCGAGCUCCGGCGUGUUCAUGGCCGACCGGCCGAGCUCGAGCAGCAACCAGCAGGCGACGGCCAAGACUCACAUGCUUUCCUGGGAAAUCCACGACAAGAAAACCGUGUCGGCGAAGAGAAUUAACUGA